UACAUCCUGGUUUGACUCUAUGCAAACAUCGGACUAAUGGCAAAAAUGAGUCUCUCUUCCUACAUGUUAAUACUAACUUUUUCUUUGCUUUCUCAAGGCGUUAAACUUUCGGCAUCCAAGUCCAUAAGAAAUUUAGAAGAUGACAUGGUAUUUAAUACACUGAGGCUGGGGAAAGCCUUUCAGAAGGAAGAUACUGCGGAAAAAUCAGUCGUUGCUCCUUCCCUGGAACAAUACAAAAAUGAGGAGAGCAGUUUCGUGAAUGACGAGGAAAACAAAAAUUCAAAGAACUCAGGCUCCAAACAUAAUUUCUUAAAUCAUGGUCUGCCACUGAAUCUGGCUAUAAAACCUUAUCUUGCACUAGAAGGAUCUGUAGCUUUCCCACCUGAGCAUGGAGUUCAGAGUGCUGAAUCAACGCCAGAAAAGAGAGAGAUUGGGGAUGAAGAAAACGCAGCUAAAUUUCCUAUAGGAAGGAGAGAUUUUGACAUGCUUAGGUGUAUGCUGGGAAGAGUCUACCGACCAUGUUGGCAAGUCUAAUAGUUGUUGGGCCACAUCAUCUCAGAAGAAAACAACACC
Artibeus jamaicensis (Jamaican fruit-eating bat) is the source of this 573-nucleotide messenger RNA. It is a transcript of the gene PMCH, whose product is annotated as pro-melanin concentrating hormone. The transcript is spliced from 3 exons. Gene Ontology annotation, molecular function: melanin-concentrating hormone activity; type 1 melanin-concentrating hormone receptor binding. The record is from RefSeq and is a predicted model, not a curated record. The coding region runs from base 37 to 534 and encodes 165 amino acids. NCBI's taxonomy places the organism in Eukaryota, Metazoa, Chordata, Mammalia, Chiroptera, Phyllostomidae. Gene Ontology annotation, biological process: behavior; chemical synaptic transmission.